Molecule: messenger RNA, 490 nt
Organism: Pocillopora verrucosa
Lineage: Eukaryota; Metazoa; Cnidaria; Anthozoa; Scleractinia; Pocilloporidae
Source: RefSeq, a predicted model, not a curated record
GCAGGAGCAGUUUCUCCUUGGACAACCCAUGAAUGAUAGGCCAAAUAUUGAACUCAUUCCAACAGAUUGUGAUGUAUCCGAAAUGUUUACACUUCGUAAUGGAAAUGAACUAAUGCUGCACAAAAUUCAAGACAUGCUUGAUCCAAAUCCACCGCUAAAGAAAAAUUGGCGACAAGUGGGACAUCAUUUAAACGUUACCGAAGGAGACUUAGACUUACUGGAACUUCAAUAUAAGUCAAACGGCAGUCCUACGGAGAGUCUUAUAGAAACAUUGAAGAAUUUUACACCAGUGCCUUCAAUGAAAAAAUUUGUCGAAGUUCUGAUCAGUUGUGAAAGAAGUGACGUGGCCAAAUAUAUUUGUGACUGGCCAUGGGAGAAACGUAACUGUACUGAACUGGAGAACCAUGAACGACCAGAUACGGUCCAGCAACCAUCCUGAGGAUAUUUUUCUCCCCAGUCAGCCGUUCUUUUGAAUGUCACACAAUCAAUG